GCUCCGGCGCGGCAUGCCCGGCCCGGCCCGCCGCCCGCCGCCGCCGCCGCCGCCGCCCACGGCCCCCGCCCGCGCGGCCCGCACCGAGCCCGCCGGCGGCCACGCAGUAGCAGCAGCGGCAGCCGGAGCCCGACGGCGCGGCCGCAAGGUCACCGCGCGCCAUGGAGGCCAAGGUCCGCCCGAGCCGCCGCUCGCGCGCGCAGCGGGACCGGGGCCGGCGUCGGGAGGCGGCCCGCGACGCCCGCGACCAGAGCGCCUCGUCGGGCGAGGAGCCCGAGCCCGGGCCCGGCAAGGAGAACGCGGGCCUGCCCCGCGCGCCCCCGCCCCGCGCCGCCGCCGCGCGCCCCCCGCGCCGCCGCCGCCGCGAGUCCAGCUCGCAGGAGGAGGAGGUCAUCGACGGCUUCGCCAUCGCCAGCUUCAGCUCGCUGGAGGCCCUGGAGAAGGACAUGGCCCUGAAGCCACAGGAGCGGAAGGAGAAAUGGGAGCGGCGCCUCGCCAAGAAGCCCCGGGAGUCAGAGCACGGCCCGCCGGCAGAGCCCAGUGAGAACGGCCGGCCCCCGGAGGUGGGCAGCCCCGAGCCGGACUUGGAGCCCGCCUGCGACCGGGGGCGGAAAGUCCCGCUGCAGCCCGCCAAGCAGGUGAAGGCUGCCCUGUCCAGAGGGGGCGACGGCCACAGCGAGGACGAGGGCUUCCGCGAGGCCACCAGCUCCCGGCGCAGCGCCUCCCGGGACCAGCUCAGUGACAGCUCAGCGCAGGCCGUGUCGGGCAGAGGCUAUUCCUGUGACAGCGAGAGCGACGGGGACGACAAGGCGUCUGUGGGCUCCGAGAAGCUCUUCGCCCCGGCGGCCGAGAAAGGCCCCACGCGAGGCGAGACGGCGGAGGCCAAGGCCGGGCUGGCGCCCAAGGUCUCGGGCCUGGAGCGCAGCCGCGAGCUGAGCACCGAGCCUCCGUUCCUGCCCUCCGCGCGCAGCCCCGCGCCACCCCCCGGCCCCCGGCCCCGCGCCCCCGCCAGCCCGCCCAUCAAGAAGGAGGCGCCCGCCCUGCCCCGCCUCACCCCGCAGCCGCCGCCUGCGCCCCCGCAGCCCCGGGCUCCGCUCCCGACACACGUGCCUCUGCCCCUGGGCGCCUUCCACGGCCACUGCCACGGCCACGGCCCGGGCCACGGCCACGGCCACGGCCAGGCUGUGCACAGCAGCCUGCUGGGCCUCAGCAGGAGCGGCGGCGGCGUUGGCGGUGGCCUGGGGCUCGCGAAGCACGCGUCCCUGUCGCCGCUCGGACCGGGCGCGCACCUGUCUACCUCACACCUGGCGCUCCGCUCCCAGGCCCAGCACCAGCACCACGCGGCCAUGUUCGCCGCCCCCGCCACGCUGCCCCCGCCCCCGGCGCUGCCGGCCAACAGCCUGGUCCUCCCCGGACACCCCGCCGAUGCCAGCCUGUUGAUCUCAUUCAGCCCGCCAAUCAUGUAUUGCCAGCCUCAUGCGGGGAUUCUGAUUGGCGCUUGGUCACAGGCCCCUCUCUUCCCUCCGCCCUGGGGCGCGCACCUGGCGAGCGGCCACCACGGCGUGGCCUGCCGAGGCCGGGAGUGCCAGGUGACUAUCCGCCUGCCCGCCGGCGGCCGACCCGCUCUGUCUCUCUCUCCUUCUCUCCUAGAUCGCGAGCUGCUCAGGCAAGAGCUGGACGCGCGCUUUCUGGUCCAGAGCACUGAGCGGCCCGGCGCCCCCCUGGGCCCGGCGGCUCUGCGGCAGGCGGAGUUCCACCAGCACCAACACACACACCAGCACACACACCAGCACCAACACACACUGGCCCCCCUCCCCGCGGGGCCCCCGCCGCCCGCACCCCUGCCGUUUGACAAGUACCCGCCCGCGCUGGACAGCCCCUACCUGCGACAUUCCAGCUUUUUCCCGUCCUUCCCGCCCUCCAUCCCGGGACUGCCCUCCCUGCUCCCACACCCAGGCCCCUUCGGGUCCCUGCAGGGCGCUUUUCAGCCCAAGACUUCAAACCCCAUCGAGGUAACGAGCCGGACCAGCGCUGUGCACACCCUGCUGCCCAAGGGCCCCGGGGUGUCGGAGCCGUACCGGACCGCGGUCAGGAAGCCGGGGAAGUGGUGCGCGGUGCACGUGCAGAUCGCCUGGCAGACCUACCACCACCAGCAGCGGCUGAAGAUGCAGCUGGACCCCCACAAGCUGGAGGCGGGCGCCAAGCUGGACGUGCUCAGCAGGGCCCCCGCCCCGGGCCUGCUCCCCGGGGUCCUCUACCCGCAGGAGCGGGCCCCGCCCCUCUUCUCCAGCUCAGGUGCUGCCCACGCCGCCGCCAACCACUUCGGCCCCUCAGCCCACCCCGGCAGCUUCCUGCCCCCGGCUCACCUGGCAGACCCCUUCAGCAGGCCGAGCACCUUCGGGGGCCUGGGCAGCCUGGGCAGCGCCGCCUUCGGAGGCCUGGGCAGCCACGCACUGACUGCAGGCAGCAGCCUCUUCGCCCCCAAGGAGGGCUCCGCUCUGCACGGGCUGCCCAGCCCCCAGGAGGCCUGGAGCCGGCUGCACCGGGCGCCCCCGUCCUUCCCCACGCCACCCCCCUGGCCCCGGCCCCUGGACACGGAGCGGGUCUCAGCCCUGACCAACCACGACCGAGAGCCGGACAAGGGCCGGGAGGCCAGGGAGCGGGCCCUCCUGCUCCGGGGCCCGGCCGACCCGCGGGUGAAGGAGAGCCGCUCCCCCGCCAGGGAGGCCCCGGCCGCGCCGUCCCCCUGCGGCAAGGGGGCCCCCGGCGACCGCCUGCGCCCGGCCGGCCCCCUGGGCCCCGCGCGGCCGCCCGAGGGCGACGUGAAGGUGAAGGAGGAGCGCGGGGAGGACGGCGAGGCCCCGGGCCCGCACCACCUGCGCCUGGGCUUCGCGUGGGAGCCGCUGCGGGACGCCUACCCCUUCCGCGGCCCGGAGCUGCCCCGGCGCACCCCGCCCGCCGCCCCCGAGCCUCCCGAGCGCCUCUGCCGCGACCGGGAGCCGCGCGGCUUCAGCCCCGAGCGCCUGCGGGCGGCGCCCCCGCCCCUGCCCGGCCCCCUGCACCCGGGCGCCCCGCACCUGCCCGGCCCCGUGCCCCCCGCGCCCCCGGGCGCCCCGCACUUCGCCCGCCUCGGGCCCGCGCUGCACAACGGACUCCUGGCGCGGACCCCGCCGGCCGCCGCCGCCCUGGGCGCGCCGCCUCCGCUGGUGGCCGCGGGCGGGGCCCCCGCGUCCCCCGGGCCCCCCCGGAGCAGGACUACGCCUCUCGGGGCUCCCGAGGCGCCCGACUUCUCUCCGUCCCGGAACCCCCCGGAGGUGGAGGCGCGGUAGCUGCGGGCCGCCUGGCGCGGACCCCGCCCGCCGGCCGCCGGCCCGGACUAAGCACAGGCCUCGCCGGGCGCCCUCCCGCGGCCCCGGGGAGCCACAGCCUCUGGGCCCAGACCAGGCUCUUGGGAGAAAAUCCAAGUUUGUACAUUUUUCCCACAGGUGAGAGCGUUUAUAAUAGAUUUGUAUUUUUUUCAAUUUUGUGCUCUUUAGACGUUUAAAAGGAAACAAAAGUUUUGCUUUUUAACUUUUAGUUCCGAUUUGCAGUUUAACAGCCUCAGAUCCUUUCCCAGCGCCCCGGGGUUUGGGUUUUGGUGUUUGUUUUGUUUUUUUCGUCUUAUUUAUGGAGAAAAAACGGUCAUUUUGUCCAACAACACUGUGAGGCCCCCACUCAGGCUGAGCCCCGCCCGCCCUCGGCACUUGGAACCGAAGUUACAGAUAUUAUAUUAAAAGAAUAUUAAUGUA
This is a messenger RNA of Pipistrellus kuhlii (Kuhl's pipistrelle), 3788 nucleotides long. RefSeq names its product fibrosin like 1 (gene FBRSL1). The record is from RefSeq and is a predicted model, not a curated record. NCBI's taxonomy places the organism in Eukaryota, Metazoa, Chordata, Mammalia, Chiroptera, Vespertilionidae. The transcript has 19 exons. The coding region runs from base 162 to 3329 and encodes 1055 amino acids.